Molecule: messenger RNA, 978 nt
Organism: Hippocampus zosterae (dwarf seahorse)
Lineage: Eukaryota; Metazoa; Chordata; Actinopteri; Syngnathiformes; Syngnathidae
Product: chymotrypsin-like elastase family member 2A
Exons: 8
Coding region: 57-860 (267 amino acids)
Biological process (GO): proteolysis
Molecular function (GO): serine-type endopeptidase activity
Source: RefSeq, a predicted model, not a curated record
ACAGGUCUGAUGCAUUUUUUUUUUUCUAAGGACAGCCACUUGGACACAGGGCAGUCAUGAGGAAGCUGCUCCUUCUCACUUUCCUGGUAGCUGACGUCUGCGGAUGUGGCCUUCCCGCUUACCCUCCUGUGCCGGCUCGAGUGGUUGCAGGAGUGGACGUUAAGCCACACAGUUGGCCGUGGCAGGUUUCUCUGCAGUCAGACAGCAGUGGGCGAUGGAGUCAUGUGUGUGGGGGAACUUUGAUCGCACCCGAGUGGGUCCUCACUGCUGCGCACUGCAUUAAUGGCCGUCACAACUAUAGAGUGGAAGUGGGUAAGCACAGCUUAAAGGCGAGCGAGGAAAACUCGGCAGCUCGGCGGGCGGCCCGGAUCAUCACCCAUGAGGGCUACAACAUCCUGCUCAGCCGCAACGACAUAGCCCUGAUCAAGCUCUCCUCCCCUGUGGUCUUCUCUGACACCAUCAUGCCAUCCUGCCUCCCACCACGUCAUGCCAUUCUUCCCCAUGGUGCCGCAUGCUACAUAACUGGCUGGGGUCGGUUGUCCACUGACGGUGCGCUAGCUGACAUCCUGCAGCAGGCUCUACUGCCAGUGGUCGACCAUGACACCUGCUCGCAUUCCGAUUGGUGGGGCGUCCUGGCAACCGACAAGAUGGUCUGCGCUGGGGGAGACGGCAUCACUGCUGGCUGUAAUGGAGACUCCGGGGGUCCUUUGAACUGCCAGAACCCUGAUGGCUCCUGGACCGUGCAUGGCGUGGUGAGCUUUGGUUCAGGGCAGGGCUGUAACUUUUUCCAGAAGCCAACCGUGUUUACUCAAGUCAGCUCCUACUUGGACUGGAUUGACAGAGUUAAGACCAACUACUGAUGCAGCUGUUCAAAGGGCAACCUAAAAUGGUCUAAUACUAAUAAUAAAUUGUCUGAUAUGAACAACUAGGGGAAAAUUUUAAUCAAUGUCUUUUACAUCGUAUAUUUUAUGGCCAUAU